GUAUUUUUUGGCACCUGUUUCCGGAGAGUUCCAGUCACGUUCGCGUGAAAGAAACUGAACUCUUGAACUGAUUCUAUGGAAUAUAUGCUAAUUAUUUAUUUGUUUGAAUAACAUUUUUAUUCUCAGAAGUUAACAAAUUGUGGAAAUGUAAGUCAUAUAGCAAAUAAUUUAAUAUCAGAAUGAACAUAGAAGAAGAAUACAGUGAAGAGGAUAAAAUAAUUUGAAUCUAUAAAUAGAACUCAUCAUGCCUAUGGAUACGCCCACUAUACCCAAUUUACCCAUCAGGGAUUUGGGAUCAUUUGCCAAUGCACAUGUGCCCAGUGAUGCUGAUAUAAAAGACCACAGACAUCAAGAAACAGUAUACAUUGGUUUACAGUUACCUAAACAUCACCAUGGGAUGCGACGUAGACGUCACCACAAACAUAAAAAGACCGGUGUUGAGAGAAUUAAGGCGGAGGAAACUGACAACAGUUCGACCACACCUCCACGUAUGAGAAUUCAAUUCCUGCUAGGAGAAGACGAUGAUGAUGAACAUACGUCACAUGACUUGUUUUGUGAAUUGGAGGAGCUUAUUACUGUGGAUGGGAAAGAACCACAGUGGAAAGAAACUGCUAGAUGGAUAAAGUUUGAAGAAGAUGUGGAAGAGGGAGGAGAGAGAUGGUCAAAGCCACAUGUUGCCACCUUAUCAUUGCACUCAUUGUUUGAGUUACGCUGUGGCCUCAUGAACGGCACAGUCAUGUUAGACUGUGAAGCUAAUGACAUUCAUUUUGUUUUUGACAUGCUGGUUGAUAACUUAAUAGCAGCCAAACAGCUGGAAGAAAAUUUAAAAGAUAAAGUUCUGGACACGUUGUAUUUACGUCAUCACCAUCAGUAUCAGAAAAAACACCACGAGGACGGCAAUAGUGGUCGAUUCCAUUUACCAAUCAUACGAUCACUUGCUGACAUCGGGAAAAAGUUCUCUGCACCUGCAUUGCAUAAUAAUGGACGUCUGAAAAAUUCCCAAAUUCCCAAAUCCCAGACUGCUGUAAGACUUGACAAAUACAACAAAGCAAAUAGUUUGUCCACUGCCAAAACAACUCCAAACUUUGGACGUGCUCAGAGCAGUCAUAGAUUAGAGGCUUCAGGGACCAUGCCAGGAUCAUUGGCCCCUAGCGAAGAUGACUCAGAGGGCCCGUCAUCAACUGGAAAGGUGGAUGAGAGUUUAUCAAGUGCACACAGUAGUGUACAUAGUAUUCCUCACAGCGAGUUAAAUCUCCACUUCAUGAAGAAGAUUCCACCUGGUGCUGAGGCUGCUAACAUCCUAGUUGGAGAGGUGGACUUUCUAACCAAUCAUCAAAUUGUGGCGUUUAUACGAUUGCUGAAGCCUGUGAUGGCUGAUUUAACUGAAGUACCUGUUCCUACAAAGUUUAUAUUUGUUUUACUUGGUCCUAUGGGCAAUUCAGCUCAUUACCAUGAAAUAGGCAGAUCUAUUGCUACACUGUUCUCUGAUGAGGUUUUCCGUGAUGUAGCUUACCAUGCUCACAACAGAGAAGAUUUACUGACAGGAAUUGAUGAGUUUCUGGAUCAGGUGACAGUGCUGCCACCUGGUGAAUGGGAUCCUACAAUCAGAAUAGAACCACCAAAAAGUGUUCCAUCACAGGAUUCUCGUAGACAGCCUACUGGUUCCAGUCUACCAAAUGGUAAACCAGUACCAGAAGAUCAAGUAGAAGGAGGAGAAAGUCAAGCUGAGACUUUACAAAGAACUGGAAGAUUGUUUGGAGGACUAAUUGCUGACAUCAAAAGAAAAGCUCCAUUUUAUAUCAGUGACUUCAAAGAUGCUCUCCAUGUUCAAUGUGUUGCAUCAUUUAUAUUUUUAUACUUUGCUUGUUUAACACCUAUCAUUACUUUUGGCGGACUUUUGAGUGAUGCAACGGACAAAAACAUGGCUGCGUUUGAGAGUUUACUAGCUGGUUGUAUAGUUGGUGUUGUUUAUGCAUUAUGUUCUGGCCAACCAUUGACCAUCCUAGGUAGUACUGGGCCAGUUCUGGUGUUCGAAACAAUAUUAUUUCAAUUUUGCAGUACAUAUGGAUGGGAUUAUUUAGAAUUUCGCCUUUGGGUCGGAAUGUGGACAUUUGUCUGCCUGAUGAUUAUGGUGGUGUUUGACUUGAGUGCUUUGGUGCGGUAUAUCACCCGUUUUACCGAAGAAAGUUUUGCGCUUUUGAUAGCAGUUAUCUUCAUUAAAGAAGCCUUUGCUAAACUGUGGUCUAUCAGCCAUUCUCAUCCUGUAAAGUUGGGAACCAAAGAGAAUCCGUAUUACGAGUGUUGCUGUGAUCCCCCACCAAAGGAUACCUCAGUUUUAAAUACAAGUUGGAUAAAUGCGUCAAAUCCUUUUUCAAUGAAUUAUAAUGUGACAAUAUCUAACAGUUCUGACUUCAACGCAACGGAGGAACAAUGGCAUCUAAUGAACUGUACAUAUUGUAUGACGAUGGGAGGUGUGGUCAAAUUUGAAGGUUGUCAUCUUUUUGUAGAUCAUGUUCCAGACGUGUUUUUCUUGUCUGUCCUUUUGUUCCUCGGAACAUUCUUCAUCGCCAAAAUCUUAAAGAGUCUUAGAUUCAGCAGAUUUUUCCCACAUGGUGUGAGAUUGCUGAUAAGUGACUUUGCAGUAAUUAUAGCUAUUGUAUCAAUGGUAUUGCUGGAUUAUCUCUUGGGAAUUGAAACGCCAAAACUGGAAGUGCCAGACGAUUUUCAGCCAACUAAUCCCAAUCGUGGUUGGGUGAUAAGCCCGUUUGGGAAGAAUCCUUGGUAUACAUAUCCAUCUGCCGUGCUCCCAGCACUUUUAGCAACCAUUUUGAUUUUUAUGGAUCAGCAAAUUACAGCGGUCAUUGUUAAUAGAAAAGAAAAUAAGUUACAAAAAGGCAAUGGCUACCAUCUAGAUCUGUUGAUUGUAGCUACUCUUAUCUUAAUAAACUCCUUCCUUGGAUUACCAUGGUUUGUGGCUGCAACUGUUUUGUCCAUAACUCAUGUCAUGAGUUUGAAGAAAGAGUCUGAAUGUACAGCUCCUGGGGAGCAACCUAAGUUCCUGGGAUGCAGGGAACAACGUGUGACUGGUGUAUCCAUCUUCCUGUUCAUUGGACUUUCUGUUUUAAUGACAAACUUUUUAAGGAUUAUACCUAUGCCUGUUUUAUAUGGAGUAUUUCUAUACAUGGGUGUGUCCUCUUUGAAAGGGAUGCAGUUGUGUCAUCGUGUGAUGAUAAUGUUUAUGCCACAGAAAUACCAGCCAGACUACAUGUUUCUGCGACACGUUAGGAUCAAAAGAGUUCACCUUUUUACCUUCAUCCAGAUUUUGUGCUUAUCAUUAUUAUGGAUGGUCAAAACAAUCAAAGUGAUUUCUAUAGUAUUUCCUCUCAUGGUGUUAGCCAUGUGUUUUGUACGUAAGGGUAUGGACUGGAUAUUUACCAGAGAUGAACUAGAAUGGUUAGAUGACAAUUUACCUGAAUCUCAUCACAGAGAAGAGGAAGAUGAACUGAAGAAAAAAGAAGAAGAGGAACAUGAAGCUGAAGAACUGUCGGAAGCUGCUACUAAAUUUAUGGACGUUCGGCGAGAUUCGUCUUGUAUUACACAGAUACCAGUAAUGAGUGGCAAUCUGGAGAAUAUACCUGCAGAGGUCAUGUUUGGACCCAAUGAGGUCAAUAUUUCAGAAGAAAUGUCAAAAACAGGCAUCUGGAAAAACUUGACUGCCAGUGAAUCAUCAGAAAAAAUAAAGUUCCGAAAAGGACUCGAUCAGCAAAGCAAAAAAACCAAGAGGAGACCAGAAAGAGAUGGGGAAGAAUUACCCACAAUUCCCAGUGAAAGUGAAUUCUCCUCUCAUAAGCCAUCAAAAGGAAAGAAAAAGCCAAAGAAAACACAUUUUUACAUCGAUGAAGAAGAAACUGACACCCUCCUAGACAAAGACAAGAUCUCGCCAAUAGAAAUCGUGAUUGAUCCCCCAAGUUAUUGUAGCGCCACGAAUAGCAUGAAUAGUAUAAGUGAGGAGAGAGUGUAAAGAUAUCAACAAAUGAAUAUUCAUUAGUCAGGGACUUUCUCAAAAGUGCCAUGAAUAAUAAAAGUGAUGAGAGAGUGCAAGGAGACAAACUCAUGAAUAUUCAUUAGUCAGGGACUUUCUCAAAAAGAAUUCUAGCUCCAUGAAUAAUAUAAGUGAUGAGAGAGUGUAAAGAGACCAACUCAUGAAUAUUCAUUAGUCAGAGACUUUCUCAGAAGUGAUAA
Molecule: messenger RNA, 4242 nt
Organism: Mytilus trossulus (common blue mussel)
Lineage: Eukaryota; Metazoa; Mollusca; Bivalvia; Mytilida; Mytilidae
Product: sodium bicarbonate cotransporter 3-like
Exons: 24
Coding region: 245-4021 (1258 amino acids)
Biological process (GO): transmembrane transport; bicarbonate transport; monoatomic anion transport
Cellular component (GO): plasma membrane
Molecular function (GO): solute:inorganic anion antiporter activity; sodium:bicarbonate symporter activity; monoatomic anion transmembrane transporter activity
Source: RefSeq, a predicted model, not a curated record